GCGUCUCGCAAUACACAGACAGAGGUUGCUGCUACUGCGGCGGCGCCACCCACCCCCACCUCGCCGCCGGCGAUGGAGCCGCCGCCUCAGGCGGGCCCCUCCCCGGCCGUCCGCGUCCUCUCCCGCACGCCCCCGCCACCCGCCUCCUCCUCCCCCUCCCCGCCGCCCCCCGCCGCCACCCCGCCCUCCCACGACGGCGUCGUCGCCGUCGGCUUCGUCGGCGGCGGGGGCACUGCCCGCCUCGCCGACCGGAUCCUGGACGCCCAUGUGUUCUCCCCUGGUGGCUCCGCCAGGACCCUCGCGGGCGGAGUCAGGUACCACCGCGACGGGGAGAAGAGGGUGGUGUUCCUGCACCUCGCUCCGUCGCCGCCGACACCUCUGGAGGGGGCGGGCGAUCUACGGGAGCUGCUCUUCAUGUUCUCCGUUUGCCAUGUAAUAAUAUUUCUCCAAGAAGGCUUCCGGUUCGACACACAGAUUUUGAAGAAAUUCCGUCUGUUGCAAUCCUCAAAGCAUGCUAUUGCACCGUUUGUGAAGUCACUAGUAGCUCCUGCAGUGCCAUCAAAAGUUGCUCGCUCUAAUACUCCAACAAAGCCUACUCACAGGGCCUCAUCCAUCUCUCCUCCUGCACGCCGUGGAGGUCGUCAUCCCUCAGCAAUCUCGUUGAUGUCAGGAACUGGCUCACAUCCUUGUAUGCUGCCAGGGCUAUGCAUCCCUGUUGUUCUGUUUGUCUUUGAGGAUGAUAUCACUGAUGCUCCAGGUGCUCCGACAAGUCCGGAUGAUACGAACGACACAUCAUCAAAUCAAGCUUCUAACACUGAUGGCUUGCCAAAACCUAACAUGACUUCAAAAGGUUCUAGUUCAGUGGUUAUGCUUGCUAGGCCAGCAAUCAGAUCUGAUGGUACUUUCAGCAAGAAGCUGCAUUCCUCUGUAGAAGGUCAGAUACGUUUCUUGCUAAAGAAGUGUCGGACACUUGUGGGUCUAGAGCCAGGGCAUAUUGUUUCGAGGGGUGUCAGUAAUGUGAGCCACCUACCUCUGUUCUCACUUGAUACAUCAAGGGUCGUUGCACUGUUGGAUCGGUCAAUUAGUAAGAAACGUGAGCCAUUGGAUAUCAUUGCAGGACUGUUUGAAGACUCUUUGACAUCCAAAUCAUCAUUGGAUGUUUCUUCGCUGGAGAACAAUUGCCAUCCAGCAACCCAUGAAGAUGUUCAGUUCAUCAAGGAUUUUAUAUUUCGACAAUCAGAUGGGCUGAGAGGAAGAGGGGGACACUCAAGCAAUACAACUGCUGGUCCUGUUUCUGGUGUUGGAAUGGUGGCAGCAGCAGCAGCUGCUGCUGCAGCAUCAGCAGCAUCCGGGAAGCAAAUGAGUGCUCCUGAUCUCCCUACUUUCGAUACAUGGUUGUCUAUAAGUUCAUCUAUUUUGUCUGCACUGUUUAGUGGGGAAGAUGGGUUAAGUAGUUCCCAAAACAUGAAGGCAUCACCUACUCAUACAAGUUCAUUUCCAAAGAACGAUCAACUUCCUUCAGCAGGAUCCAACGCAAUUCAAACUGCUUUAUCUUGCUUGGAAGGCAAUAAGGGGCUUAAUGUGAAAUUUUCUUCAUCAUGGUGCCAAAGGAUACUUCCAGCUGCUAAGGAGGUGUAUUUGAAAGAUUUGCCUGCCUUUUACCCAACCAGCAUGCAUGAAGUACAGCUACAGAAAGCUUUACGAUCCUUCCACUCAAUGGUUAAAGGACCGGCUGUCCAAGUAUUCUCCAAGAAGCUAAAAGAUGAAUGCCAAGCAAUAUGGGAAUCUGGAAGGCAGCAAUGCGAUGCUGUCAGUCUUACUGGCAGACCAUGUAAGCACCAGAGACACGGUAAAUCCUCUCCAUCAGAUGCAGCGUUACAGCAUUCUAGUGGAUAUGUUUUCCUCCAUGCAUGUGCCUGUGGCCGGUCACGCCGUCUUAGGGAUGACCCUUUUGAUUUUGAGGCAGCGAACAUGACCUUUAACUGCUUCUCUAAUUGUGAAGAUCUGUUACCUACUCUUGUGCUUCCAAGAGAGACCAAUGCUGGUGCAUUUCCAGUAUCCUCUUGGCGUUUGGUGCGGCUUGGAGGAGCAAGAUAUUACAAACCAACAAAAGGAUUGCUCCAAGCAGGUUUUUGCUCCAAGGAAAAAUAUCUUUUAAGGUGGACGAUUUCUCUUGGGAAAGGACAAGGGAAACAUGGCACUCAUGCUACCAAUAAACCUUUCUCCACGGCAUCUAAUGCAGAUCCUCAGGCUCCCCCUAUUGUUGCUGGAGAAGUAAAAUCGGCCGUGACCCAAGUCACAGCAGAAAUUAAAUCUAUGAAACUUGAAAAUUCUAGAAAACAACCUGAAGUCGAGUCAAUGAACAAUUCAAGUAUUAAUUUUGGUAAAGGUCUUCCAAACUUUACUAUGAAGAAGCCUUUUGCUGAAGUUGUUGCUGGCCACACAGCAAGGGAUUCUGAGUUUCCUGCUCUCCAACAGAAGAGGCCAUUAAAACCUGGCAACUGGAAAGAUGAGCGGCAAGUGAGUGGAGCAGACCAAACUAAUGGCCGUGGUCAUCCAGCUCUUAGUCAAGGACCUAUAGCUGACAAUGAAUCUGAGAAAGUGAGCAGAGAUAAGAGUAAUGGAAGUGCUGGCGGAAAGCCAUUUCUACAGAUAGGGAGCAAUAUAGUGCCAAUGGUUGUCGGAAAAGAGACUAAAGAAGUUAAUCAAUCUAUACAGCAGUUCAUGGUAUAUGUCGGAUUUGAGCACGAGUGUUCCUAUGGUCAUCGUUUCUUACUGUCAGAGAAACAUCUCAAGGAGAUUGAUUCGUCUUAUUUGCAGUUUGAAAGAUCUAAUCUAAAUAAUGAAGCAGAAAGCAAACAUGGUUCACAAAAGUUGCCCCAAAAUGCAUCUAGAUUAGCAGCAACAAUGGAUGUGACCAGCGGAGGGAAGCUCAAUAGGCCAAUGGAUUCAUCAGGGAGAAACAGCCAGCAGCAAUUGCUUAAGCCCAGGGUUGACGCUGAGACCUUGCAGCCUUCUCACUGGCUUUCAGAUCCACAGAAUGAAAGAAAGGGAGAGCUUUCUCUUCAUUAUGUUACACUUGAUGAUGGUGGAGAAGCAUUUUCACUUCUAAACAGAAAUCUGCCCAUAUAUAUGCACUGCCCACAUUGCAAGAGCUCAGAUAGGAAGGGAAAUCAAGAUGCAAAGGUUGCUGCUGCUGUGUCACAACUUCAACGGAUUUUUAUUGUCACACCUGAUUUCCCUGUUCUGCUGGCAAGCUGCCCAGUUGUACAGUUUGAGGCCUCAUGUUUGCCUUCAAAUGCUUCUGACCAUGAUCAACAAGGAUCGUUCAGUCUUGGUUGUCGAGUUGUCCUUCCACCUGAGAGCUUUCUUACCAUGAGACUUCCAUUUGUCUAUGGUGUUGAGACAAGAGAUGGAAAUACAGCUCCCCUGAAAUACCUUGAGGAACAACCAGAACUCACAGCUUGGCUUGUUGGAGGCACAGCUUUGCAGAUUGUAUCAGUAGGGCAUACUAAUGAGAAAGAAGCACCACUGUGAAGUGCGAAACGUGGGCUCUUAAGAUUUAUUCGUUUUGGUGUAUCCUAUUUUUGCAUUCAGUGAUGGGCAAUUGGUUCCAGCAUUGAAUUUCAGGAUUCCGGCAAGUGUAAUGGCUCAUGAUGUUUACAUGGAGGUCUCGCCUCUCCUGCUGGAUUUACGAUGCUAUGCUAUUGAUACAACUCUAGCUUCCUUUUGCAUUGAGAAACAGGAGCUCUCUUGACAAGAUGAAUGAUGCACAAUGGAUGCAUUGGAGUGAGCUGGUGAUGCAGGGAACUGGACAUGUACAUUAAUAGGUGUCAGAAUUUCUUGCUGAGGAAUUCAGGGGAUCAACUUCAAGAAGCGAAAACUAAAACCCGGAAACUCAACUUGGUCAUUUUGCAGCCUUUAUUGGAGAGAUGAACGCUCCAGGUUGGCAUGGCAGCAGCCCCUUCUUGUAGCCUGGAGGUUGGAGAAUGUUGAAACUGGAAGGAAACGCAUGAACCAGUCCUGUUUGACAAGUGUAAAGGCACAGAAAGAAAGUGACGAGAUCACAGUUGAGCCAAGCCUGUGCGACGAUGCCUGCUUUUUCUUCACCUGCAAAACAACCGUUUCCACGUGAUCUGAAGAAUCAUUCAUUCCAGAAUGCUACUUAUUGUCACUCACUGUUCCUGGCCUGACACGUUAGUUAUCUUAACUAUGGCAACUCCUAUACUGUUUUGUCAGUCCUGGUUGUGUUUUUUUUCCCACUCCAUCGUCUAGUCGUCACUGAAGGAUCAACUGCUUUGACAAGCAGAUGUGCUGCCUAAUAUUUUCUUGGUCGAUAACUGACCUGGACAUGAACACUCUCCUGCCUAAUCGACCAAAGUCGAAGUAAAUGCAAACAGCAGCUUUGAUUGAGAGAGCCCUUGCUUUCUUUUGCAGGAACUAUUAGUAAUUUGCAACCACUCAAUUUGUUCAGUUA
Oryza sativa Japonica Group (Japanese rice) is the source of this 4477-nucleotide messenger RNA. RefSeq lists its product as uncharacterized. The record is from RefSeq and is a predicted model, not a curated record. Lineage: Eukaryota; Viridiplantae; Streptophyta; Magnoliopsida; Poales; Poaceae. Gene Ontology annotation, biological process: nuclear-transcribed mRNA catabolic process, nonsense-mediated decay.